AUGGGCAAUGAAGAGUCGACCGUAGUGGGUGAUUCCACGCCGCCAUCCGUGCUCGAGGCACGGAACAUUGAGGCGGUGGCCAAGUACAUCAAGCAGAAAAAUGUACAGCGCAUUGUGGUGAUGGUAUGUCAUGCUUCCUAUUGUAUUGUCUCAACCUAUGCAUGGCGGAGAAAGCUAACUGAUGCACAGGUGGGUGCGGGCAUCAGUACCUCCGCCGGCAUCCCAGAUUUUCGAUCCCCUGAUACAGGACUCUACGCGAACCUGGCUUUUUUGGACUUAGAAGAACCCGAAGAUGUAUUUGACAUUAGCUUCUUCAGAGAGAACCCGAAACCGUUCUACGCAUUGGCGCAUGAGCUCUACCCGGGUCGCUAUCGCCCGACGAUUGCCCACUCGUUCAUUAAACUGCUCUACGACAAGGGGAUGUUGCUGAAGCACUUUACGCAGAACAUUGAUUGUCUCGAGCGCCAGGCCGGUCUUCCGGGGGACAUGAUUGUUGAGGCCCAUGGCAGCUUCGCAACCCAGCGCUGCAUCGAAUGCAAGACACCCUAUCCCGAUGACGAGAUGCACCAGGUGGUUGAGAAAGGCGAGGUGCCACACUGUGUGGUUCCACAGUGCAAUGGCCUGGUCAAACCUGACAUAGUGUUUUUCGGCGAGGCUCUUCCCGAGAGUUUCUUCCAGAACCGUUCCCUGCCGGCAGAGGCGGAUCUGUGUAUUGUUAUGGGGACUAGUCUGUCUGUGCAACCGUUUGCCAGUCUCCCCUCCCUCUGCCGCGAGGGAACGCCACGCGUGUUGAUCAAUAUGCAACGGGUGGGUGGUCUUGGGUCAAGACCCGACGAUGUGCUGGUCCUCGGCGACUGCGAUGCUGGCGUGCGGACAUUCGCGAAGGCCAUGGGAUGGGAAGCUGAGCUGGAGGCCCUCUGGGAGGAGACCAACCCCGACCCCAAGGCCCGCGAGGCCGAGACCGCCCCACUGCCGACCCGGGACGAGCGGCUCCAGGAGGAGGUGGAUCGUCUGACGCAGGAAGUUGAGCGCACACUGGGACUGACGGAUGCAUAUGAGCAACGGGUCCGAGAGCGGUUAGGAGAACCGAACAGCUCGUUAUCUUCGAGUGGCUCCGAGGAAGCAGGGCAAGGGCUGGCGCAUGUGUUUCCGCACUUGGCGCGCCAACCCCGGUAG
Penicillium macrosclerotiorum is the source of this 1176-nucleotide messenger RNA. RefSeq names its product SIR2 family NAD-dependent protein deacylase. The coding region runs from base 1 to 1176 and encodes 391 amino acids. The transcript has a single exon. Lineage: Eukaryota; Fungi; Ascomycota; Eurotiomycetes; Eurotiales; Aspergillaceae. The record is from RefSeq and is a predicted model, not a curated record. Gene Ontology annotation, molecular function: transferase activity; histone deacetylase activity, NAD-dependent; NAD+ binding.